Messenger RNA from Dentiscutata erythropus, 405 nucleotides. The record is from the annotation of a GenBank genome assembly. NCBI's taxonomy places the organism in Eukaryota, Fungi, Glomeromycota, Glomeromycetes, Diversisporales, Gigasporaceae.
AUGAAAAAAAAUGAGAGCCCCUGUUCCAUACAAAAUUGUAGUAGAAACUCUACUAUAUUUCGAAAAAUUACUUUAAUUGCAUACAAAAAAGCACAAACAAAAGGAACAUUGAAGCAAUAUGAUUAUUUAGAAAUCAGGCAAGAAAUAUGUUAUAGUCAUUAUUUAGACAUUGUAAAGCCAGAUCGUCAUUUAAAAAAAAAGCCUUUGGUUGAACAAGCGAACAUUAUAGUUACAGAUUGUAAUACUCAGAUGCUUGAAGCAAACAUUGACAAUAAUUGCAACACACAGAAUAAUGGUCUUACAUUUGCAGAUCAGAUUCAAAUACUUACAAAAGUUCUUUACAAAUAUCAAUGUGAAAAGCCUGGUUUUAUUAAACUUAGCCCUUAUAAUUUAAAUAUUCUUUAA